Sporisorium graminicola is the source of this 699-nucleotide messenger RNA. RefSeq lists its product as uncharacterized. The transcript has a single exon. Lineage: Eukaryota; Fungi; Basidiomycota; Ustilaginomycetes; Ustilaginales; Ustilaginaceae. Bases 1 to 699 code for a protein of 232 amino acids. The record is from RefSeq and is a predicted model, not a curated record.
AUGCGUUUCAGCACAGCUACAUCUCUUUCCGCUCUUCUCGCCCUUGGCGGCGCGUCGGCUUCGGUGCUCCCUCGCGUCCUCGACAGCUACGACCUUGCUCAACCCGUUCUGAUCGAUGAACGAGAGGUGCCUCUGCUGCAAUGUGACGCCGAGCCGAUCCACAUCGGCGAGCUCAAGAUGUUCUCCAACACGGGUCGCGAAGUGUCCGCCGCCUUCGAGGGCAUCCGCAACGCCGACGGCUACCAGCAGCUCGACGUGCAGAAAGCGGGGCAGUCGGCACGCAUCGAGAACUUCGCCUUCACUCCCUGCACCAGCAGCUUUAUGGGCUACCAACCCGAAUCCAACAAAGCCGCCGAGAUGACCUUUGGACGUCUGCAGCCCGCGCACCUCGUUGGCAAACGCUGUGUCUCCGCCGACAAGCUCGCUCACUCCAACGGACGUCUGAUCGCCGCCAAGUGCGAGCCCUCGGACGACUCGGGUCAAUUGGCCCAGUUCUGGAGCUUGACCAAGCAGCCUGCUGCCGAGGUGGACAAGUUUGUCUACUACGUCAACUUCCUCGGCCAGCCCGCUGGUGAUAGCGCAGACUUCCCAGGCACCUACACGCUCAGCCAGGCCACCGUCGGCGCCAACAAGCUUGUGCGUCUGCAGCACAGCAAGGAAGAAGGAAAGCACAGCGCUUACUUCCUCAAGCUCGCCUAG